AUGGUUUCCCUCGCAACACAUACCUACAAUAUGUUAAAUCAAAUGAGCGAAAACGAAGAACACGACUUUCCUCUUUACCCAGAUCCACAAGCGAUGUUCUCACCGCCAGCAUUCCCAUUCUCUGCUCAGAACUUCAAUGUUGAUAAUGGUUCUCCGUAUACCUACACGAAUACGCAAGAUGGAUUUCCGGUCACCAGCAACUACCAAAGCACAGCAAUGUAUUCAACCGAAGCGCCACCAUACCUAGAAUCACCAGAUCUACGAGGAGCUCCUUCAAGUUACUCGACGGCAUCGGGUCCUUCGGCUUCGCCAUCAGCAGUAGGCUCGCCUCACUCAAUCCAUAACGGCGUAGUUCCAAGUCACGAAUGGGCGACACAAGGACUCGGUCUCAAUCCUUCCAUCGUCGGAUAUGACAAUUACACACAUGGCAACGAAUACACAUUCGCUCCUUCAGGUAUGGAAGAAUUCGAUUUGAGUUUCAACCCCGCCAAACCAAAUGGCUUUGUUGGUGAGUGUCAGAAUAUCUCUAGAACUGUAUCUUAUCAGCGUGGUUCGGUGUCUUCAAACUCUGCCCCUCUUUCUUUGUCUACUAUUGCAUCUUCUCCAGCGACUCCCUCGGUGGUUGAGAGUGGAAUGCCAAAGCAAGAGGUUUCGACGAACGCGGGUUUUGUAGAUGAGUGUUUCAAAUCACCUGUGUCUGCAUUUUCAAGGUCUCCUUCGUCUUCGCGACGGCCGUCGCAAAUAUUCAAUCCAUCUCAUUUCGCCUCAAGCUCCGCUGGUCGGGGUCCAGCAGCUCUCUGCUCUCCUGUCUCUUCUAGCUCACGAUCGUUCUCUCCGAAACCAAUCUAUCAAUCACAUUUCUUUUCUCAGUCAAGUGGAAACUUUGUACCUCCUCUUGAAUCAUCUUAUCCUUCAAUCUUACAUCCUCAGUAUGCAACGCGUCCAACAUCAGUCAUCCAAUCCAGUGACACGUGCAAACCACCAACAUAUCCAGCAUCACCUGCACUUUCCCAGAUGUCCCGAAGCCCUCAACCACACCGAGCCCAUACCCAAUCCCCAUAUAUGAAUGCCCACUACGGUUAUCCUUAUCCACCACCUCGCCAACGAUCUCCAGGUUCAAGACAAUCAUGUAGCAGCCAAGAUGGUAAUUACAGUGGCGAGGAAUCCAAAGAGAAGGGAAGAUGCACAUAUCCUGAGUGUGGCAAGGUAUUCAAGGACUUGAAGGCGCACAUGUUGACCCACCAAAACGAACGUCCAGAGAAAUGUCCAAUCCAGACUUGCGAUUACCACGUGAAGGGCUUCGCAAGAAAAUACGACAAAAACCGACACACAUUGACGCAUUACAAAGGCACAAUGGUUUGUGGUUUCUGUCCUGGAUCCGGAUCAGCGGCUGAAAAGUCGUUUAACCGCGCCGAUGUCUUCAAGAGACAUCUCACUUCCGUACACGCGGUUGAACAGACUCCACCCAAUAGUCGCAAGAAGACUUCCGGCGGUCUCAACAGCGGCAAGAAACUUUCUGGAUACGCACCCGAUGCUACUGGCAAAUGCUCCACCUGUUCCGCCACAUUCAACAAUGCUCAAGACUUUUAUGAGCAUCUCGACGAUUGCGUUCUCCGCAUUGUUCAACAAGAAGAACCUUCAGAGGCCAUCAACGCUGCAAGACUUGCUGAAGUCGAGCAGGAUCACGACGUUCACACCACUCUCACAAGCCAUCAACUACCAACCACCACCAUGUAUUCCGCAGGAGAAGAGGACACCGAAGAAGAUUACGACGAUGAGAAUGAUGAUGAUUUCACCCUUCGUUCAAAGUCCCGAAAGUCGCGCGGGAAUCGCAACCCAGCGAAUGGUGUGCAAAAGUCCCGAGGAAUGACACAUUCCAAAGGUGGACAUACUUUGAAUACCAAAGGCCGCAAGAAGCGCAAGGACUACCCAUCAUCAUGGGGCUGCCCAACUUCCCAGAUGAAGUUGAAGAAGCGUGUUCUCUGCGUAUUUGACGGACCUCGUCGUCUCUGGAAAGACGACAUGAUGCUCGAUACCGACUAUGAAGUCCGUCUGAAGCUCCGCGACGAAAAGGCAUAUGUCACCGACCUUGACGUCCAGACAAUGAACAGAGCCGAGGCUUUUCACGAUGCCACGGAAGAAGAGAAAGGUCCCUGGAUCGCCGACGAUCUCACCGGUUUGGACCUCGAGAAGUUGAUGGAGGUCAAGCACGAGUCAUAA
Glarea lozoyensis ATCC 20868 is the source of this 2220-nucleotide messenger RNA. RefSeq names its product C2H2 and C2HC zinc finger. Gene Ontology annotation, cellular component: nucleus. Lineage: Eukaryota; Fungi; Ascomycota; Leotiomycetes; Helotiales; Helotiaceae. The record is from RefSeq and is a predicted model, not a curated record. Gene Ontology annotation, biological process: regulation of transcription by RNA polymerase II. The transcript is spliced from 2 exons. Bases 1 to 2220 code for a protein of 739 amino acids.